Ochotona curzoniae (black-lipped pika) is the source of this 4366-nucleotide messenger RNA. It is a transcript of the gene FUBP1, whose product is annotated as far upstream element binding protein 1. The record is from RefSeq and is a predicted model, not a curated record. The transcript is spliced from 21 exons. Bases 81 to 2111 code for a protein of 676 amino acids. Gene Ontology annotation, biological process: regulation of DNA-templated transcription. Gene Ontology annotation, molecular function: mRNA binding. NCBI's taxonomy places the organism in Eukaryota, Metazoa, Chordata, Mammalia, Lagomorpha, Ochotonidae. Gene Ontology annotation, cellular component: nucleus; cytoplasm.
GGCCGCCAUUUUCUCUCUGUCUUAGCAGUUGGCUGAGAGGAGGUCUCCAGAGCGGCGGCAGCGGCUGCUAUAGUGUAGCCAUGGCGGACUACUCCACGGUGCCUCCUCCUUCGUCUGGCUCGGCUGGUGGCGGUGGCGGUGGCGGAGGAGGAGUGAACGACGCCUUCAAAGAUGCGCUGCAGCGAGCGCGGCAGAUUGCAGCAAAAAUUGGAGGUGAUGCUGGUACAUCACUGAAUUCAAAUGACUAUGGUUAUGGAGGACAAAAAAGACCCUUAGAAGAUGGAGAUCAGCCAGAUGCUAAGAAAGUUGCUCCUCAAAAUGACUCUUUUGGAACACAGUUACCACCGAUGCAUCAGCAGCAAAGCAGGUCUGUUAUGACGGAAGAAUACAAAGUUCCAGAUGGAAUGGUUGGCUUUAUAAUUGGCAGAGGAGGUGAACAGAUAUCACGCAUACAGCAAGAAUCUGGAUGCAAAAUACAAAUCGCUCCUGAUAGUGGUGGCCUACCAGAAAGAUCUUGUAUGUUGACUGGAACACCCGAAUCAGUCCAGUCAGCAAAGCGAUUAUUGGACCAGAUUGUCGAAAAAGGAAGACCAACCCCUGGCUUUCAUCAUGGUGAUGGGCCAGGAAAUGCAGUUCAGGAAAUCAUGAUUCCAGCUAGCAAGGCAGGAUUAGUUAUUGGAAAGGGAGGAGAGACUAUUAAACAACUUCAGGAACGAGCUGGAGUUAAAAUGGUUAUGAUUCAAGAUGGACCUCAGAACACUGGUGCUGACAAACCCCUUAGGAUUACGGGAGAUCCAUACAAAGUUCAGCAAGCCAAGGAAAUGGUGUUGGAGUUAAUACGUGAUCAAGGUGGUUUCAGAGAAGUUCGAAAUGAGUAUGGGUCAAGAAUAGGAGGAAAUGAAGGGAUAGACGUCCCCAUUCCAAGAUUUGCUGUUGGCAUUGUAAUAGGAAGGAAUGGAGAGAUGAUCAAAAAAAUACAAAAUGAUGCUGGUGUUCGGAUUCAGUUCAAGCCAGAUGAUGGAACAACACCUGAUAGAAUAGCACAGAUAACAGGACCUCCAGACCGAUGUCAGCAUGCUGCAGAAAUCAUUACAGAUCUUCUUCGAAGUGUUCAGGCCGGCAAUCCUGGUGGACCUGGACCUGGUGGCCGAGGAAGAGGUAGAGGGCAAGGCAACUGGAACAUGGGACCACCUGGUGGACUACAAGAAUUUAAUUUCAUUGUGCCAACUGGAAAAACUGGAUUAAUAAUAGGAAAGGGAGGUGAAACUAUAAAAAGCAUAAGCCAACAGUCUGGGGCACGAAUAGAACUUCAGAGAAAUCCUCCACCUAAUGCAGAUCCUAAUAUGAAGUUAUUUACAAUCCGUGGCACUCCACAGCAAAUUGACUAUGCUCGGCAACUCAUAGAAGAAAAAAUUGGUGGCCCAGUAAAUCCUUUAGGGCCUCCUGUACCCCAUGGGCCCCAUGGUGUCCCAGGCCCCCAUGGGCCUCCUGGGCCUCCAGGGCCUGGAGCCCCAAUGGGACCAUACAAUCCUGCACCUUAUAAUCCAGGACCACCUGGCCCAGCUCCUCAUGGUCCUCCUGCGCCUUACGCUCCCCAGGGUUGGGGAAAUGCGUAUCCACACUGGCAGCAACAGGCUCCUCCUGAUCCAGCCAAGGCAGGAACGGAUCCAAAUUCAGCAGCUUGGGCUGCUUAUUAUGCUCACUAUUACCAACAACAAGCACAACCACCACCUGCAGCUCCUGCAGGUGCACCAGCUACAACCCAAACUAACGGACAAGGUAACUGGGGAGAUCAGCAGAAUCCAGCUCCAGCUGGUCAGGUUGAUUAUACAAAGGCUUGGGAAGAAUACUACAAAAAAAUGGGUCAACAAGGGCAGACACAAGAUUAUUCAAAGGCUUGGGAGGAAUAUUACAAGAAGCAAGGUCAAGCAGUUCCUGCUCCUACUGGUGCUCCACCAGGUGGCCAGCCAGAUUAUAGUGCAGCCUGGGCCGAGUACUAUAGACAACAAGCAGCCUACUAUGCCCAAACAAGUCCCCAGGGAAUGCCACAGCACCCUCCAGCACCUCAGGGAUUUGCAAAUCAUGCAAGAAGCCACCACCAUUUAUAUUAACCAGUUUUUCUUUCUUAAAGGAUUCACUCCUGAAUUAGCUCCAUUUAAAGGAUUUUCUUUAACUUUUUGUGUAUUUCUUAUGUAUCUCUUCUGCACAGGGCCAAUAAUAAGAAGUGGACAAUACAGUAUUUGCUUCAUUGUGUGGGGGAAAAAAACCUUUGUUAAAUAUAUGGAUGCAGACGACUUGAUGAAGAUCUUAAUUUUGUUUUUGGUUUCAAAUAGUGGUUUUUUUUUUUUUUUCUUUUUUUUUUUUUUUCCAAAAAUGUACAAAAUAUCUAUCACUACUGAUAGGAGGUUAAUAUUUCUGUGUAGAAAUGAAAAUGGUUUGUUUUUAGUAUUUAGUGUAGAUGUACACAUUCCAGCAAAUGUAUUUGCAACUAUUAUGUGGUCAAUGCUUUGUGAUAUAAAUGUACUUUUUCAAUGUAUACUUUCACUUUUAAAAUGCCUGUUUUGUGCUUUACAAUAAAUGAUAUGAAACCUCCUGUGUCGGUAAGUUGGAUAUGUGGGUAAAAGAUUCAUAAUUUCUUAGCAAUGAUAAAAUAAGAUACAUAAACACAAAUAUAAGCUUUCCCCAUGAAGUAAUUGAGUUUUAAACACUGCCAUGUUUUUUCCCCUUGCAGUAUAGUGAUAGGUUGGAGAAUCUUUUCCAUUUAUUGUAUUUGGCUGUUUCAGCACAAGUAAUCCUGAUAUCUUCAUUUUUUUCCUUCUGUUUGGUUAAAAACUGCAUGUGUGUACAGUGAUCUUUUGGCAUACUUCCAUUGCAUUAACAGUGAAAUUUCCUUUUUUAUACAUGACCACUGUUUCAGAUAUGUACUGCUGCUAUAACAGUUAACCUUUCUGUUCUGAAUUUGAUAAUUACUUGAUUUUCAAGACUUGUUUCAGCAUAUAACUAUUUUUAAACAGUUUUCAGAUAGUAAAUGAGUAGUCUGAUUUUUUCAUGUAAAGCAAUUCUUUCAAUGUAUAUAAUAUUAGUAUGUUUCUUUCUAAAUUUAGGGUAGAAAAGUGUCUAGUAUGCAGAGUUAUAGCUACAUUGCAUCUGCCAUUGAAACAUAAUUGGGGUAUGGAAAUGGUGAAGCCUUUUCUUUUUUUUAUUUUUUCUUUUUGCAGUUUAGAUAAGCUUUGUUUUGUAAAUGCACAAGUCCAGUCAUUGAAUCAGCUUACUUUUUUUAUGUACUUGAAAUCAUUUAUUACUCUUUAACACUCAUGCUGAAGUUCUGAUAUUUUGUUGAAAUCCAUUGUUUUACUCUUUGCAUAUUUGUUGGCUCUUUGCAUAUUAAUAUGUUAGACUACAUGCAAAUACAGUCUGUCUUGCCAUUGUCUGUUGAAGUGCAGGUUUGAUCCAGCCAGUAUAGAACUAGCUCUGUAGGGGUGAGGAGGACUGUGCUGUGUAUCAUCCUUGAUUGUGUUCCUUCAAGGAGCAUUGCACUGUAAGUACAUCAGAAUGACAAAUUGAUGAACUGCAACAGUAUCUUUUUGUCAAUGUUCCACAUAAUGCAAAUGCCAUACUUUGUUUGAAUAUUAUGUUGGAAUACAGUGCUGAUAUCUUGGAAAACCAUAAUUGUUUCUUAACAUAGAGUAAUACAUAGUUCUGUAUUUUUUUAAGUGAGCUUAAUGGGUAAGUAUUUUUUUAUGUGCUUUAGCUAUAGCUAAAGAAAACUGAUCAUUAACAGUUUAAUAUUAUUACUGGUGCUCCUAAAAUACUGUUUUUCAGCGUAAAAUAUGCAUAUCUUAUACUAAUAUGGAGGACUUGAAAUGUAUGAGACAGAAAUGAUUUUCUCUUGCAAAUGACCAGCAGUAUAACACUCUUAGCACCAUAAAAAUACUGUCAUUUAUGAGGGAGCACCAUUUGUUUUGAUUAUAGUUUAGCGCAAGAUGUACAACAACAUAAAUGUUGAGAUUACUUACAGGGUGGAAAAAGCAGUACAGUUCAUUGUAGAUGUUUUGAAAUGUUUUGGAUUGUUUAUUUAUCUAGAAUGACUUCCCUUACCCUUAUUUAGAUGUGGAAAUGUAGUUCUAGUUUGAAAUUUAAUAGUUAAGGAUUUACCUGUUAACUUGAAGAAUAGGGUAUUGAUGUGAAUAAUGUCAGUCUGCAUGAUACUGUUGUAUAGAUGAUCUUUUAGGACAGUGGUGCAUUUGUUAGUUAAACUAAAUAGUUCAGUUGGAUUCAGUCAUUACUCACAAAUUGGAGGCUGUUGAUUUUGAUUCAUUUAAGGUUUAAAAUCUUUAUUAAUUGCAAACAGUGCAAUUAUUUAUAC